This is a messenger RNA of Theobroma umbraticum, 1359 nucleotides long. RefSeq lists its product as uncharacterized. Lineage: Eukaryota; Viridiplantae; Streptophyta; Magnoliopsida; Malvales; Malvaceae. Gene Ontology annotation, biological process: regulation of DNA-templated transcription. The record is from RefSeq and is a predicted model, not a curated record. Gene Ontology annotation, molecular function: DNA-binding transcription factor activity; DNA binding.
AUAGAAUAGAGACUAACAGAAAGCUUCAUUCCCGUUGAUUGUAUGGGCUAUAUUAAAGCGCUCCCACCCUCUAUCCUCUAUUCUUUUGCACCCAAAAAGAAAAAAGAAAAGAAAAAAAACAUCAGAGCCAUUCAACUGAACUCACAAAGAUCUAUACAAAGAAGAAAAGAUGAUUCAAGAACUCCUAGGAGGUGCAGGGUUAAUUGGUGGAGAGAGGAAAAUCUCCAUCGGUGGAACCAUUUUGGAGGGAACCCCAACUGCUACUCCAUCACCAUCUCCUUCUUCCUCCACAACUUCAUCGUCAACAACUACAACUACUAAUUCUACAGCUCCAGCAAAUUCAGAGAACCAGAAUUUGAGGUGCCCCAGGUGUGAUUCCCCGAACACGAAGUUCUGUUACUACAACAACUACAACCUCACUCAGCCUCGUCACUUUUGCAAGACUUGCCGUCGGUAUUGGACAAAAGGAGGUGCUCUUAGGAAUGUUCCUAUUGGAGGGGGAUGCAGGAAGAACAAAAACACUACUGUUUCAGCAUCUGUGGGAAAAUCAAGUGCUGCUAAGAUGAAAACUGUAGCAUCUGAAAUUGGAAGAUCUGGCCUUGGAAAUGGGUUUGAUCAUGAGCUUCAGUCUAGCCCAAUUCUUUGGGCUUCACCCCAGAGUUCUCAUCUUCUAGCCUUGUUGAGAACUACCCAAAACCCUAACCCUAAUACUUUGUCUAAUCCUGUUAGUAUUAAGGAAGAGGUGAGCUUGCUUGGAUCACACAUGAUGAACGAGCCAGCAGCAGUUUCAACUGGUGCACUCAAUGCUCGAACCCUAGGCUUGGAUCCUCUUAGCCAGGUUCCUUCUCUUGGACUUUGCAGCCCUUUCUGGAAAAACAGUCAACACCAAGCUCAACAGCACCAACAGAACAAUGGGUUCCUACCAGGUGAAGUUCAAAGCACAGGGAUUCAAGAACUGUAUCAAAGACUCAAAUCAUCAGCAAGUUAUUACUCUGAUAGCUCAGCGGUAGUUCUAAGCAAUGUGGCUUCUUCUUCAUCUUCUUCAUCCAUUUUGGAGUCAGCUCCUGUAGCCGGAGGAGAAUUGGGUUACUGGAAUCCGGUAUUUUCAUCAUCAUGGUCUGAUCUUCCAACAACCAAUGGUGCAUAUCCUUAAAGAACCCUUUUUUUUUUUUUAAACUUCUCUUUCAUUUUAUCUCACCUUUUUAUAUGCUAAUGUUGUCGCUUCUUCUGUUAGCUGUCUGCCUUCUGGUAUAUUAAUAUGGCUGUAGGUUAGCAUCAGGUUGUUUCUUUCUUUUCAAUUCUUUUCUCUUUUUCUUCUUCUUGUCUCGUUUAAGUGUGCUUUAAGGUGUGUUUAAUUAA